This is a messenger RNA of Drosophila virilis, 3705 nucleotides long. RefSeq names its product ventral nervous system defective (gene vnd). Gene Ontology annotation, biological process: regulation of transcription by RNA polymerase II; cell differentiation. NCBI's taxonomy places the organism in Eukaryota, Metazoa, Arthropoda, Insecta, Diptera, Drosophilidae. Gene Ontology annotation, cellular component: nucleus. The record is from RefSeq and is a predicted model, not a curated record. Gene Ontology annotation, molecular function: RNA polymerase II cis-regulatory region sequence-specific DNA binding; DNA-binding transcription factor activity, RNA polymerase II-specific.
AGAGACUCUCUAUGGCGGUGUGCAUGUGUGCGUUUGUGUGUGUGUAUGAGGCUAUAUACCCAAUGGUGGAUGGAUGCACCAUAUACAACACUUACAUCCAUGUAUGUAUGAGUGUGUGUGUGUGUGUGUGUGUGUGUGUGUGUGUGUCUGAGCGUGCCUGUGUGCAGAGUAGUUUUUGGUACUUUUGCGCCGUUGGCUGCUUGGACUCGUGUCGAGUUCUUGAUGUCUCGUUAGUUGUUGAUGACACUUCAGUUUGGAAUGUUUAGAGUGCGGCUGACAACGCAACCCGAGCACGAGUCGACAACGAGAUUGAAAUCAAAAACUGAAGCUGAUCUGUGGCCAAAAUCCAAAUCAAGACUCUUAACGUAAUCGCUGUCGCGUUAUUGAAUUGCAUCGCUUCCGCGUCCCGUGAAUUGCAUUCCAAAUUAUUAUGAUAUCUGACAGCACAGUCAAAGCUCUUGCCAAGUGUUAGAUAGUGUUGCAGUGCAGCAGAGAGUGUUGUAGAAUACGAUCCUUUUGGAUUUGUGUUUGUUAUUGUUGUUCUUUUUUUUGCACGUGUGACACUUGUGAUUUGAACGGCCGCAAAGUGGCGGAGAAACGCAAAGGUACGCCGUCGCCAACGCCGCCGCCCGCGCAGCAGCGACGAAAAUCGGACAACGCGACGCCACCGGCAACACAUCCGAUAACCAUACCGGCGCCCAAAACAACGCCCACAACGGCCACGGACAUGACCACCACGCACAGCCAGCCGGCGUUGGAGCGCACGCCGUCCAAGCACAAGGAGCGCGAGCGGGAACGGGGUCGGGAACGAGAGCGUGAGCGGACGGAGACAACCAACAGCAGCGGCAAUAGCAGCGGCCUGGGCAGUGCCGGCAGCCUGCCUGCCUCGCCGCAGAGUGCGGCCACAGUUAGUCCUGGCACGCCCACAACGCCCAAGAGACCGCUGCGCACAUCGACGCCCUCGGUGGAGCAACGGGCAUCCAAAAUAAUAAGCACCGCCAGCACCACGGUGCCAACAACAACGCCAACGAGUGGUGCCAACUUGGCGGCCGCCGAGCAGCUGCGUAUCCCAACGGGCGCGGCGGCAUUCAGCGGCUUCCCCGGGCUGCACAGCAUGAGCAGUCUAAUGGUGCCCUCGUCGGCGGCAGUCGCGGCCGCUGCGGCUGCACCUUUCCUGCCCUGGUCGCCCAUAUUGCUGCCCCCUUGGAGCCAUGCGUUGCUGCCCGCUGCCUUUUAUCCGGCGGCUCUGCGCAACGCUUUGCCCGGCCUCUUUGAUGCCAAGGUGCCGUCCUCGCAGCGUUCCGGCUUUCAUAUAUCCGACAUACUCAAUUUGGAUGGCUCUGAGCUGAAGAGCGCUGCAGCGGCAGCGGCAGCGGCGGCUCAUCAUACCCACAGCCAUAGCACGGAACUGGGCGCGGAGUCCAGUAAUGGGCAUGGUCAUCCAGCGCCAGCGACACUGUCGCCGACGCCCAGCUCAGCACUGCCACCACCACCGCCGCCCAGCAGCGGGGAUGAGCAUGUAGCACCCGCGGCCCAUGGUGAUCAUCAAACCACGGAGCACAGUGCGCAAACGGCGCACCAUCAGCAGCAGCAACACAUCCACCUUCACCAGCACCAGCAGCAACAACAUCAUCAUCCCCAUCUGCACCAUCAGCCGCAUCAGCCCGUUGCCCCUCUGCACUUGCCCCAUCACCAGAGCGCUGGCGGCGCUCAACCGCCCAUGCCCCAUAUGGGCGCCCAUGCCCAUGCCGCUUCAGCGCAGGCCGCUGCCCAUCUGCUGGCCAGUCACAAUGCAGCGGCCGCUGCAGCGGUUGCCGCCGGCCAAUAUCUGCCAAAGAACUUUGCCGGCAACUUCGGCGACGAAAUGUCCUCAUACCAUCACAUGGCCCAAACAAUGCUCUCCCACUCGGGUCGCAGUGCUUGGAUCAAGGAGAACGAAAUUUAUGGCACUCAGCAGCCGGCCAGCCCGGACAGCACCUCGCCCGUCACGUCGGAGGUCUCCUACACGUACAUAGGCUCCAAUUGCCAAACGUCGCCGGCUCUCUCCGGCGACUACAAAAGCUACAGCCGUUCGGCGGACAGCGAUGCGCUCUCCGUAGGCGAUGCGCUGCACACGUUGCAUGCUGGCGGUACAGCCGGUGGCAGCUCAGCGGCGCAUGCGUUGCAUAACAACAACAAUAAUAACAACAAUAAUAAUAAUACCAAUAACAACAACAAUAGCCUGAAGCAUGACGCAGGCGCCGGCAGCGGCAGCGCCCAUGACGACAGCCUGAACGAGGAUGGCAUCGAAGAGGACAUCGACGAUGUGGACGAUGCGGAUGGCAGCGGCGGCGGCGGCGUCAACGCCGACGGCAUGCCCAACAAGAAGCGCAAACGGCGCGUUCUCUUCACCAAGGCGCAGACGUACGAGCUGGAGAGGCGUUUCCGGCAGCAACGGUAUCUAAGCGCGCCGGAGCGCGAACACCUGGCUAGUUUGAUAAGGCUGACUCCGACGCAGGUGAAGAUCUGGUUCCAGAAUCAUCGCUACAAGACCAAGCGAGCACAGAACGAGAAGGGCUAUGAGCAUCCGGGCCUACUGCAUGGCCAUGCCACACAUCCACAUCAUCCGUCUGCGCUGCCGUCGCCACGGCGCGUUGCCGUGCCCGUGCUGGUGCGCAAUGGCAAGCCGUGUCUGGGCGAUGGCUCCAAGCUGACACAGGAUUGUGUGAGCACUGCCACCGCGAUGCAGAAUGCCGCCGCACAUCAUCUGGUGGCGCUGAACGGUGCUGCCGCCUAUCAGCAUGCGGCGGCUGCCGCAGCGGCUGGUCUCCACGCCCAUGCCCAUGCCCACGCCCAUCCGCAUGCGCAGCGCGCCGCCUGGUGGCCCUAAUAUUGCUAGCUGCCUAGAUUCGAGUUGGCAGAGCCGGCUGGGAGCGGCCAGAUGACUGGUAACUCGAAUACUGGACAAUAAACUCGCUGUCAAAGUCGCAGCUGUGUGACUCUGCCACAAAUUGUGGCACAUUUCGGUUGGGAAUUCGAACAAACAAACAAAAUUGGUGCAAUAAUAUAUAACAAUGGGUCGACAACAAGCAAUUGACGCACUCUCCUCUACUCCAACUCCCCGUCUCCCCUCUCAAAAAAAUAAAAUUUAAAAAAAGCAAGCAAAAAAAAGCGGAAGGCGUCAGCUGCCACAAGCUUGUGGCAAGGCCAAGCCGGGAGCAGAAAGUGCUCUACUUGAAGAAUUCUUCGCCAAGCAAAAGUUGUUGUUGCAUGUUGCAUGUGCAAUAAUGUCAACAACAUAUAUCAUUCGUGUAAUAAAUCGCUAUAAAUACAAAAAAUUUUUUUUUCCUGCAGCUCUAAAGCUGCAGGCCAUUUAGCAAUAAGUUUUUUUUUUACCUUUUUUUUUUUUAACAAAAGUCGUUAAUACCUAUAAAAUACUAGAUAUAUAGACAAGUUUUUUUUUCGCCUAGACCUAAAUAAAUUAAAUCUUAUUUUUAUUCAAAUAUAAAAUAUACAAAAAUUUAUAAAUUCGUUUUGUACAUACUGAAAAGAGGGAAAUAAAUUCAUGAAAAUGACAUUAUAUAUAUAUAUAUAUAUAUAUUUCAAAUAUCAAUGCAGAUAAUACAACAAAUAAUCGUGUACAUAUUUUUUAAACAAUAAAAAACUAGUGUCCAAUUUGUAGGCAUAAUAACAUUUGUUUAUACACAAUAAAUACAUAUAUACAUA